GAGACAGAGAGUGUGUGUGAGACAGAGAGCAGCAUGCAGCAGAUCUACAAACAGACCGAUGAACAGUUUGAGGUUUAUACCACCGUCUUCUCCCCACAAGUGACCAGGACCAGGACCAGGACCAGACAUGUGGAGGCCGAGAAGGUGGUGGUGGCUGUGCUUCAGUACCGGUCCCGCUGGCCGAAGGAGCUGGACCUGAACCAGGGAGACCUGAUCCAGGUUCUGUUUAAGGAGGACGAGACCUGGUGGUUUGGACGGCUUACAGACGGACGUGAGGGAUAUUUCCCUGCAGGCUGUGUGGAGCCACUGCAGGUACCCACACACCUCACAACCAGGUCUUAG
Molecule: messenger RNA, 342 nt
Organism: Notolabrus celidotus (New Zealand spotty)
Lineage: Eukaryota; Metazoa; Chordata; Actinopteri; Labriformes; Labridae
Product: nostrin-like
Exons: 3
Coding region: 34-342 (102 amino acids)
Molecular function (GO): protein binding
Source: RefSeq, a predicted model, not a curated record